AUGGCUAUCACCCCGACUCAAUUCGCCAAGAAGACGGCCCAGUCCGCCAACUGGGGCGAGGCCAAGCGCCGAGUGCUCGCCUCCUACCGGGAAUGGAUUCGAGCUGUCCCCGAGAUGCAAACCAUGUACAACCUUCCGAUGCCCAUCUCGACCAUUCGCACCCGGAUACGAGAGGAAUUCGAGCGCCAGCGAUACGUUGACAAGCUCCGAGUCGCCGACGUCCUCAUCUUUAAGUCGCAUGCCGAGUACCAGGAAAUGAUGAACUUCUGGAAGCAGACUACCCACGUCAUGUCAUACUUCAAGGACGAGAACUUUAGGGGGGACAAGAGACUACCAUCCAGCUUCAUGUCUGGUUUCCUAGAG
Molecule: messenger RNA, 363 nt
Organism: Clonostachys byssicola
Lineage: Eukaryota; Fungi; Ascomycota; Sordariomycetes; Hypocreales; Bionectriaceae
Source: the annotation of a GenBank genome assembly